AUGGAACCAUCAAAAGUUAAAGAACGUUAUCAUGCAUCGAAGCUGCAAGGACCAACGCGACCAUUGACACGCUGUGAUUCAACCGACCUCAUUCCACAAAUUAUUCCACAAAAUCAAGGCAAUGCACAUAGUAAUAUAUGUUUAAAAGCACCAGAAGUUUUAUUCGAUAAUCGAACUACCUAUUUUCAUGGUAUUAAUGAUGAUCAAGAUCGACCAUUAUCAGCACGAGUUUCUUCGGCAAAUGUUUCCAGACAAAUGUCGAAUAUAUUUUUAAAUGACUCGAAACUAUCAUCAACAGUGAACAGUCCACUUCAUAUAAGAUUCCGUUCAAUUGAUUUAUCUGAAUUUAUACCGUCUAAGGAUGGUAGAAUGCGAACAUAUUCCAGUGUGACAAGCUCAAAAAGCAUAGAUUAUUGUAAUUUAUUAUCGGAUGAAUUAAUUUUAACAAUUCUAAAAUAUCUUCCUCGUGCAUCAUUAGCUUGUAUGGCUCAAGUCUGCCGCCGAUUACGUUCUUUAACUUAUGAUCCAAGUUUAUGGUGUCGUGUUGACAUGUCUCGAAAACAUAUUGAAAGUUGUUAUUUACGUGAUGUGCUUUUGCGUGGUACAAUUAUUCUUAAAAUGUAUCAAACUACAGUUCAUGGAAAUUCGAUUUAUUCACCGAAUCGUAAUACUUGGUUUACAAAACUUCAAUUUCUUGAUUUAACUCUCGCAACAAUAACGCCCGAUUGUUUACUAAGUUUAAUUAGUGCUUGUCGAUCGCUUCGAAAACUUAGUCUGGAAACAUUAGCGCUGAAUGUUGCGAUUUUCGAAACAUUAGCAUUGAAUCCACAACUUGACACAUUAAAUCUAACUAUGUGUACUGGCAUUGAUCUUGAUUGUUGUUCAAUAUUAACGAGUCAAAUAAAGCACUUACGUUAUUUGAAUUUGGGCUGGACACAAUUGAGUGAUCCAUGUGUCCAUUAUAUAUGUCGAACAAUUCAAUCCAGUAUUGAACAAAUCACAUUAACUGGCUUUCGACAAGGAAUGACUGAUGAAUGUGUUGAAAAUUUAACAAAUCGUGCUAUUCGCCUUCGUGUUCUUGACUUAAGUGAUUCAAGUUUAAUAACUGAUAAAUCAGUGACAAGUGUUGUACGCAACUGUGUUAAUUUGGAGCAUGUAGCAUUUUCACGUUGUUACGCGAUUGCACCAAUUUCGUAUGCAUCACUGAAACAAAUACGUCAUCUAGCUUCAUUGGAUAUAUUUGGUGUUGUUGAUGAACGUGGUUUACAAAAAUUGAAUACCUUACUUGGUCCAUCCAUUAGUUUAAAUCAACAACGUUUUUCAUACGUUGCUCGACCUACUUACGGUUUACGUCGAACGUCCAUUUGGGGUUUGCGAACUCGUCCAUAA
Messenger RNA from Rotaria socialis, 1389 nucleotides. Lineage: Eukaryota; Metazoa; Rotifera; Eurotatoria; Philodinida; Philodinidae. The record is from the annotation of a GenBank genome assembly.